CGCGUAAAUCACAUUAGCAGUAGUGCAGCAUUGCAAGGAGGCUCAACAGGAUAACGGUGGCUAAACCAAAACCAAACCAAACCGAACCACAAACUCAGACAUUCAGCUUUGGUUUGCAUCCUUUGAAGAACACACGAUUUGUUCUAGUCCUUUCAAUUUUUGAGGGUUAUCUGAAAAUCACCAACCAUGUCGAUCCGGGCAGACAUUGCAAGCAAGCCAGCCACCCACUACGCUCCUUCUGAUUGGCACACAAACAACCACCUCCUAGCCACAAACGCAGAAAAGCUGCGCGACGGCUCGCACAACACACGCCAGACCUCACAUCAGCUCCGCAAUGACACCUACAACCGCACAGCAUGGGGUAUUCACGACAGCACCACGAGGUUGACCAACAGAAUCACCGACAUCGAAAAGUGGAGGGAGACCCUCGAGAAGACCCUAGCCGACACCGACGAGGAGAUCGCAAGAUUAUCCCGUGAUAAAGAUGAGGCGGAGAGAGCACUUGAAGCUAAAGCACUACCCCUCGAUGUUGCAACUGAAUGUGUGACACUUCGAGAUGGGCGCAGAAAAAUUGACAUUGUUGAUGACGACGCCAGUGCUCAGCUUAACAAGGAAGUGGAAGUGAUUGAAGGUAUCAAAGAGGCCCUACAGGCCAAAGUAGCCUCUGCUUUUGAGCAGCUCUGUCUACUCCAAGAAGCUCGUCAGCAACUCGCUGCUGAUCUACGAGACAAGACAGAAGCCAAGCAAAUUGAUACAUACUGCCAGGACCUAAGCAUCGACUCACCCGAUAUCUGCCUGCAGCCUAACUCCACACGCACACCCAAAGGGAGUGUCACACCACAGACAUGGCAAGACUUCAGCCAGUACAACACAGACCGCGCCAACGCCGAGAUCCGUUCCUCUACUCACCUGCGCGAGGCCAUCAAUAGCACCAUCAAGCAGACCGAUAAUGACCUGGAGGCUCAGCGUCAAGCAUCAGAGUUUGCUCUCCGGAAACGCAUCCAUGAGAUGGAACAGGCUAAGGAUGAGGACGAGUGGCAGAAGAAAAAUACCGAGGAAGAGAUUGCUAAACAGGAGAAGAACAUCCGCGAUCUUGAGCGUGCAAUCCAGGACAAAGAGCGCCCUCUCAUGCUUGCCAUGACCCGUCUAGAGAACCGUACCUACCGCCCUAACGUAGAGUUGUGUCGAGAUAACGCCCAGUAUGGCCUGGUUGGAGAAGUGAACGAGAUCCAAGAUUCUAUCAAGGCAUUGAAGAAUAAGCUUCAAGACGCACACAACAUCCGUGAUGCCAACGAGAAGCAACUGUAUCGCAUCAACCAGGACCUUGUCCUCAAGAAUAACUCACUGGAUCUUGACAACAAAUGCAUGGCUGUCCGACAGAAGCUGACCACCGGGCCAGUCACAGACACUCAGAAGAACCUCGGCACAUUCCGCACCGAUCGGGAAGUUUACACUGCCAUGAACGCAUUGAAAUAUUGAGGGUCUUGUUUGGUUCAAAGGGUUGGGGAAGGGGGGGGGGGGGACAUUUCAGUAUUACAUACACUGUAGGAAGGGUAUAUCAUUCAAUUUAUGAAGCAAUUUCUGAGCAAUGAUGUUAUGAACAGAGGGCUUGCAGGCCUGGAAUUUCAUAUUGGAGUGCUCGGCCAUUUCCAUUUUUUAAAAAGAACAAGAGCAGCGGAGGCCAUAGCCUCUGUGAAAUUCCAGGACUGGGCUUGUCUCUUUGAUUAAAGGCCCGGUCCCACUGCAACGAUAACUACGCCAAGAGAAUGCAUUCUAUUGGUUGAA
This is a messenger RNA of Asterias rubens (European starfish), 1785 nucleotides long. Its product is annotated as tektin-B1-like. Gene Ontology annotation, cellular component: nucleus; microtubule cytoskeleton. NCBI's taxonomy places the organism in Eukaryota, Metazoa, Echinodermata, Asteroidea, Forcipulatida, Asteriidae. The record is from RefSeq and is a predicted model, not a curated record. Gene Ontology annotation, biological process: cilium assembly; cilium movement involved in cell motility. The transcript is spliced from 6 exons. The coding region runs from base 187 to 1479 and encodes 430 amino acids.